GUUCUCACUUAGGGGAGGAAGGCAGAGAGGAGAGCAGGUGAUGUGGGAGCCGGCGGGGAUAUUUGCCGGCGACACCGAGCGUGGGCCGGAAGUGGAGGAGCCGAGAGCGGCGCCGCAAGAGCUCCGGGCUAGACCGUGGCGACGGCGGCGGCCCCUCGGCUGGCGGAGGACGAUGAGGAGCGACGGAAGCGGCGCGUUGGGACGCUGCUGCGCGGCGCCGGGUUCCGAGUCCGCGGCCAACUGCGCAGCCUGCGAGCAGGUCUAAGAUACUUACGGAGAGCAACCAUGGAAAAGUCCUGGAUGCUGUGGAACUUUGUUGAAAGAUGGCUAAUAGCCUUGGCUUCAUGGUCUUGGGCUCUUUGCCGUAUUUCUCUUUUACCUUUAAUAGUGACUUUUCAUCUGUAUGGAGGCAUUAUCUUACUUUUGUUAAUAUUCAUAUCAAUAGCAGGUAUUCUAUAUAAAUUCCAGGAUGUAUUGCUUUAUUUUCCAGAACAGCCAUCUUCUUCACGCCUUUAUGUCCCCAUGCCCACUGGUAUUCCACAUGAAAACAUUUUCAUCAGAACCAAAGAUGGAGUGCGUCUAAAUCUUAUUUUGAUAAGAUACACUGGAGACAAUUCACCCUAUUCCCCAACUAUAAUUUAUUUUCACGGGAAUGCAGGCAACAUAGGUCACAGGUUACCAAACGCGUUGCUUAUGUUGGUUAACCUUAAAGUUAAUCUUUUGCUUGUUGAUUAUCGAGGAUAUGGGAAAAGCGAAGGAGAAGCCAGCGAGGAAGGACUCUACUUAGACUCUGAAGCUGUGCUAGACUAUGUGAUGACUAGACCUGACCUUGACAAGACAAAAAUUUUCCUUUUUGGCCGUUCCUUGGGAGGAGCAGUGGCUAUUCAUUUGGCCUCCGAAAAUUCACACAGGAUUUCAGCCAUUAUGGUGGAGAACACAUUUCUAAGCAUACCGCAUAUGGCCAGCACUUUAUUUUCCUUCUUUCCGAUGCGUUACCUUCCUUUAUGGUGCUACAAAAAUAAAUUCUUGUCCUACAGAAAAAUCUCUCAGUGCAGAAUGCCUUCUCUUUUCAUCUCUGGACUCUCUGACCAGUUAAUUCCGCCAGUGAUGAUGAAGCAACUCUAUGAACUCUCCCCAUCUCGGACUAAGAGAUUAGCCAUUUUUCCGGAUGGAACUCAUAAUGACACGUGGCAGUGCCAGGGCUACUUUCCCGCCCUCGAACAGUUCAUCAGAGAAGUCCUCAAAAGUCAUUCUCCAGAAGAAAUGGCGAAAACUUCCUCUAACGUAACAAUCAUAUAAUGUUGUUCCUUUUGAUUCAUGCACUGUAUUUUAAUUUGUGCAGAAUGAUAAAGAAUGUUCCUUUCUAGAAGUGUGUUAUGUCUGUACUUGUCUGAAGAGUGACAUUAAACUUUGAAAGGACUUCAGUGCUCCUUUGAGAUGAUCCAAAUAGUUUUUUACAUUUGAAGAACUAGAAUUCUUGGGAUUCUUUCAUACGUUUUCAUCCAACCUUUCAAUGUGGUUAUGGAUCCAUACCUUUAGUUUAAUAUGCCAGUGUAAUAGCAUAUUGUAUUCAAAAGUUUCUUGUUGCCUAAGUGGUGUGUGCUCUGUGACACUUGGAUUAAUGGCGGGGUGUGGAAGGAGAUUUGUGAACGAGAAACCUUUGAGUAUCUGCCUUUAGUAAAUACCAGGACAAUCAUGGUAAGCAAACGUAGUCUGUAACUGCAUUCUUCCCCUUAACAGUUAAAAUGAAAUGCAUGAUGGUAUUUUAUUCCUUGAAUUAUGCAAUGCAAUGUUUUUAAUGUAAAUACUACUGGUCAUAUACCGAUGUAUAUGGUAACCUGGAUCAUAUCUAUUUUUAUGUAAACUCUAUUUUGUUCUUGGCAAGAAGUGAAAUUGAGGCCUGUGUGCAGGUUGCCACUGACUUUUGCUCUGGUGAAUGCUGAGAUCCAGUUUUUUCUUACGAAUAAAUGGGACCCCAUUUUCCAAUAUAAAUGUACCAUGUUUUGUUAGGUACAGUCUGGAUCAUGGCAUGUAAAAAUAGAAAUUUAGAAUUUUACUGCAGCUUUGAUGUGCAUAUUUGAACUUUUUAACAUUUGUAAUUUUGGUGGCAAAGAGAAUUUUAGCUUCUGUCAGUUUUGUACGUCUACAGCUGAACCACUAAUAGCAGUCAUAAUGACAAUUAGAACUUGUUUAAGAAUUAAAUUAGCAAGUCUUAUCAUUACAUGAUUGUACAUGCUAUUUUACAGAAAUUCCCACAUUUGAUUUUUAAGUCCAGUAUCUAGGUAUAUCUAGCCCACUAAAGUCAAGAUAUCAUUUAUUGGACUUUCUGAAAAUAAAAGUUACAAAAACAAAAGCAAAAAAGCUGUUCUUUGAUUUAAUGUUUCAGUUGUUACGAUAGCACUCAAAGACAGUUGCAGGAAGUCUUAUCUAUUUUUCUCCUACAUGUAGGAAUGUAGGAGUGAAGGAACUCUAGAGCAUUUUCUUACAGAAUCUAUUACCACAUUAACAAUUAAGUGGCUGUAAGUGAGAAGUAGCAUUUACACGUGUCGAAGAGUAAGAAAAAUCCUACUUAAAAAAAAAAGAGCCCCUAAAACUUGCAGGAUUUACCUUAAAAAAUAUAAGCUAUGAGGUAUGAUUGUGCUAAGUUGUUUCAAGUUGUCCUCAAAAAUUAGGGGUAAUUGAGCUCUGUACAUUACAUUAUGUCAGCUUUAAUGUACCAUAUUUUGAAUAUUUUAGCUGUAUUUAUUGGCCUUGUGCAAGCAGCUAGGGCAGAGAAAUAAUGGGUCAAUGUUCUUGACCUUAAUUUUAAAAUCUUUCCGUGGAGAUAGGGCUAGAAAUACUUUUGCCAAAUCACAGUCUUAUUCACUUUAUGUCAGUAUUUAGAAAAAAAUACAUUCUAGCAAGUAUGAUUUCUGAAGGACACUGUUUUUCUAUAAAUUAUUGUUAGAAAGUCAUGCUUUAAAAAAAAAGUUGGUGAUGCAUAUCGUGGAAGGUGUAUUUUUGUGUAUAAAUUCACCACGAUUAAAGGAUACUUUUCAUCUUGUCAAUCAUUGCUAUGUAGAAUGACUAUCCUGAGUAGUAAUGUGUUAAAAAGAAAAGAGUUAAUACAACAAAUGUAGUGUCCUUAGACAUGAGCUUACUUGGCACACCUUAGACUUGUGUCAUUCUUUAAAGUUUACAGAGUGU
Ailuropoda melanoleuca (giant panda) is the source of this 3186-nucleotide messenger RNA. It is a transcript of the gene ABHD13, whose product is annotated as abhydrolase domain containing 13. Gene Ontology annotation, cellular component: membrane. The coding region runs from base 286 to 1299 and encodes 337 amino acids. The record is from RefSeq and is a predicted model, not a curated record. The transcript has 2 exons. NCBI's taxonomy places the organism in Eukaryota, Metazoa, Chordata, Mammalia, Carnivora, Ursidae. Gene Ontology annotation, molecular function: palmitoyl-(protein) hydrolase activity.